This is a messenger RNA of Mizuhopecten yessoensis (Yesso scallop), 2314 nucleotides long. RefSeq names its product coiled-coil domain-containing protein 94-like. Bases 213 to 1337 code for a protein of 374 amino acids. Gene Ontology annotation, cellular component: U2-type catalytic step 1 spliceosome. Gene Ontology annotation, biological process: mRNA splicing, via spliceosome. NCBI's taxonomy places the organism in Eukaryota, Metazoa, Mollusca, Bivalvia, Pectinida, Pectinidae. The record is from RefSeq and is a predicted model, not a curated record. The transcript is spliced from 8 exons.
CGUCAGAAAACUGAGGUGAAGUGGGAAAAGUUGAUCAUUCAGAAGGCAUUAUAAACACAACUGACGAGCCUCAUCAGGCUACGGGUAUACUUUUAUUUGAUGUGAUUGUCUUUGUGGGAACAUCACAAAGGAAUAACAAGUCGUCAGUAGCCUUGCUCAGGACUGAAUACACAGAAUCUCGUUUGAUAAAGUGAACUCACCAAUCGGCCAAGAUGUCGGAAAGAAAAGUCCUAAACAAAUACUACCCUCCGGAUUUUGAUCCGUCAGCCAUUCCCAAAAUGAGAUUUUCGAAGAAUCGGACAUUUAACAUCCGUAUUAUGUCACCGUUCAAUAUGAGGUGCAAUACGUGCGGUGGCUAUAUAUACAAAGGAAAGAAGUUCAAUUCAAGGAAAGAAAAUGUGGAUGAAGAAUUCUACUUGGGCCUACGGAUAUUUAGGUUUUACAUCAAGUGUCCCACCUGUGUGGCAGAAAUCGCAUUUAAGACUGACCUAAAAAACACCGACUACACCUUGGAGGCCGGAGCUACCCGGCUGUUUGAGGCCGAGAAACUCGCCAAGGAAAUGGCUGAGCGAGAGAUCAAGGAGAAGGAAGAGGAAGAACUGAAUAACCCAAUGAAGAUUCUUGAGAACAGAACGAAAGCAUCACGAAAUGAGAUAGAGACUAUAGACAUCCUAGGGGAACUGCGGGAAUUGAGUGCUCGUCAGGCAACUGUCAACACCGAGACCAUGCUGCUGCAGCAUCGGGAGUAUGAACAACAGCUGCAGAAACUUCAGGAUGAGGAGGAGGAAAAGGAGAUCAGGUCUAUAUUUGGAGAGAGGGAGGAUGGGCGGAUUUUGAAGAGGUUAAAAGACGACUCGGAUAGUGGUGAUGAUGAACCUAAAGCCAAGAAGAUAGUGUUUCCAGCCAAACCUACAGACCUGUUAUCUACAGAGACAUUUACCAGCGAGACUAAAAAACCUGAGAAAAAGCCUAUAGCUAGCUGGCAAAAAAGUGUUGGAGGUUUCUCAAGUAAAAGUGGUCUCAAGAACCUGGUGAAGAAAAAACAACCAAAUAAAUCUUGUGAUACGACAGUGACUACCGGACACUCAAAGACUGAAACUUCCGCUACAGAUACAAACUCAGUGUCUGUUACAGCCACCAAAACAAGUCUACCUCCACCACAACCGACCUCCAGGGGCGGCGAGGUCAGGAAAUCAAAUACAUAUACUGAAACCAAUGUACCAACAUCAUCUAGUCCACCCUCAUCAUCUGUUCCUGUGACAUCAGUACCAGUUGCCUCCUCUUCUCUUGGACUGCUAGGACUUGGUUACUCUGACAGCGACGACUCGGAGGAUUAACACUUGGUUACUCUGACAGCGACGACUUGGAGGAUUAACACUUGGUUACUCUGACCGUGACGACUUGGAGGAUUAACACUUGGUUACUCUGACAGGGACGACUCGGAGGAUUAACACUUGGUUACUCUGAGAGUUACGACUUGGAGGAUUAACACUUGGUUACUCUGACCGUGACGACUUGGAGGAUUAACACUUGGUUACUCUGACAGUGAAGACUUGGAGGAUUAACACUUGGUUACUCUGACAGCGACCACUCGGAGGAUUAACACUUGGUUACUCUGACAGUGACGACGACUCGGAAGAUUAACCCUUGGUUACUCUGACAGUGACGACUCGGAGGAUUAUCACUUGGUUACUCUGACAGUGACGACUCGGAGGAUUAUCACUUGGUUACUCUGACAGUGACGACUCGGAGGAUUAUCACUUGGUUACUCUGACAGUGACGACUCGGAGGAUUAUCACUUGGUUACUCUGACAGUGACGACUCGGAGGAUUAUCACUUGGUUACUCUGACAGUGACGACUCGGAGGAUUAUCACUUGGUUACUCUGACAGUGACGACUCGGAGGAUUAACCCUUGGUUACUCUGACAGCGACGACUCGGAGGAUUAACCCUUGGUUACUCUGACAGCGACGACUCGGAGGAUUAACCCUUGGUUUCUCUGACAGCGACGACUCGGAGGAUUAACACUUGGUUACUCUGACUGUGACGACUUGGAGGAUUAACACUUGGUUACUCUGACAGUGACGACGACUCGGAAGAUUAACCCUUGGUUACUCUGACAGUGACGACUCGGAGGAUUAACACUUGGUUACUCUGACAGUGACGACUCGGAGGAUUAACACUUAGUUACUCUGACAGUGACGACUCGUAAGGUUUAACACUUGGUUACUCUGACAGUGACGACUUGGAGGAUUAACACUUGGUUGCUCUGACAGUGACCACUCGGAGGAUUAACCCUUGGUUACUCUGACAGG